CCAGCCUGUGGGUAACUAAGACGCACACAACCUAAGUCGCUCUACAUAUAGUGCACAGGAGCACCAUCUCGUGCAGAAAGCAAGCGCAAAAUCACUAGACUGAUAAGGCUCCUCUUGCAUUCAAGGAUCGGAUCAGCAUGGGCAACUCUUCGUCUCGCAGCCGAUCGAACCGGAAAUCCGAGGUGACAUCUUCGUCUCCGGCGCUGAAAACCUUCAAGUGGACCAUCGAUGGCUUCUCCUCGCUUCUUGAUAAGGGUGAAGGAGAGACACAGUCCAGAGUGUUUGAGAUCAUGGGCUAUAACUGGUGUUUGAAGUUGAAUCCAAGGGACAGAAAGAGCGACGACGAUGAUCAGGAGUAUGUUUCUCUGAGGCUUGAGCUGUUGGGGACUUCUGUCAGUGAUGUGAAGCCUGAUACUAUUGUAGAAGCAUCUUUCAAGUUCUUGAUAUACGAUAGGUUAUAUGGAAAGCACGUUGAACAUCAAGUCAGCCACAACUUCCAGACAGCAAGCACAAGCUCUGGGAUAUCAUACAUGAUUCCCCUCACAUCACCGAAGGAACCGUCCUCUGGAUCUGUUGACAGCAUCAGUUGCGUCGUCUUUGGUGUCGAGUUCACCAAAGUUGUCACUUACAAAGCCAACACGGUGUCGGAAACACUGUUCGUCCAGAAGAUGAAUACCCUCAACGAGGCCACAACCUACACCUGGGACAUUGAGGACUUCUUCGCACUGAAGAGCCCGGGCUUCUCUCCCGAGUUUGAAGCCGGUGGAUACAAAUGGUCAAUCCGUAUCUAUCCAUCAGGUCUUGACAAUUAUGGGAACCACAUCUCCUUGUUCCUGGACAUGAAGGCGCCAAAUGAGUUCCCUGAAAAAGAUGGGAUCCUGGUGGAAUUCACCUUAUCCGUCAAAGACCAGGAAACUGGCAAGCACUGGAAAGGAACAGGCCGGUCCCAGUUCUCAAAGACUGCUUGUGUCUAUGGAUGGAUCAAGUUCAUGACGCUUGAGGAUUUCAAGGACUCGUCGAAUGGUUAUCUCGUGAAAACCAAGUGCUGCAUCGAAGCUGAGGUCACAAUCGUUGGCUCGUCGAAGAUGGAGUAGAGCAGCUGCGUGCCCGUGUGCGUGUGUGCUGAAUCGCAACGGCGCCGCUGUGGCUACGUCUGUGUACCUACGUGUGUCUGUUUCUCAGAUUGUUUGUGCUGAAGAUAGUGAAACUGCAAAUGUCAAAUAAGGCUCAGUCUGUCAGCCAUGUCUUGCUGAUGUAAUGGUA
Phragmites australis (common reed) is the source of this 1263-nucleotide messenger RNA. RefSeq lists its product as uncharacterized. Bases 138 to 1094 code for a protein of 318 amino acids. Gene Ontology annotation, molecular function: protein binding. The record is from RefSeq and is a predicted model, not a curated record. Lineage: Eukaryota; Viridiplantae; Streptophyta; Magnoliopsida; Poales; Poaceae. The transcript is spliced from 6 exons.